UGGUGAGGAGGGGAGGAGGGUCAGACGGCUGGUGAGAGAGGCAGAAAGGGUGUGUUUCUCCCUCACUGCAGCAUCCGUCAAGGCUUCACCCAUUGGAUGAGACGAACAGAGAGAAAGACAGAGGAGAAGCAGAGAAUAAGGCGUGUCACCGUACCACAAGAUAGGAGCCUGUCUUCUGUCCAGAACCUUCACGAUACCUGUAAAGCCCUCCCUUCAUCUGGUGCUCAUCUCAGGACAGCAGAAGUGUGCGGAGUCAGGCGCGACCUUCAUCUCCAGUGUCGGGACUCGAGUGUGUGUUCAUGCAGUGGCUGCUGGUUUGAUGCACAAUGCCUCUCGCGCAGCAUCAGCCGGCAGGUAGAAGAGGGCGGAACAGGACACAUCUUCAUCUGCUGCUCCUCUUCCUCAGUGUGCUUCAAACACAGGGACAUAUUCAGAUCCCUCCAGAUUACACAUAUAGCAACCUCAAAGAAGCUCCAAAGAUCACGGCUCAACCCGAGUCUCAAACCGCUUUCUCUCUGGAUGACAUCGAUCUGGCCUGUGAGGCGACUGGAAACCCGAAGCCCAGUUUCCGCUGGGUCAAAGAUGGCAGCCAGUUUGGGGAGGUUCUGCUGGAGUCUGGAAGCCUGACAGCGGAUCCAGAUGAGGAUCUGAGAUCGUAUCAGGGCUCGUACCGUUGCUAUGUGGCGAACGAGCUGGGAACAGCUGUCUCAGACCUGGUGCACCUGAUCACGGAGUCCAUCCCAACAUUGGCCAAAGAGAAGAAGCAGAAACGAAGACAGUUUGAGGAGGGAGAAAGUACAGUCCUCUACUGUAACCCCCCGAAGAGCUCUGUCGCUCCCAAAAUACACUGGAUGGACACUCAGUUGCACCACAUUCCUCAGAAUGAGCGGGUGACCAUGAGUCUGGACGGAAACCUGUACUUUGCCAACUUACUACUCAAUGACAGCAGAGAAGACUACACCUGCAAUGCCCACUACAUCAAGGCCAGCGUCAUCCUGCCUAAAGAGCCCAUCGCCAUCAGCGUCACAGCCUCAAAUUCAGUGGCGAAGAACCGGCGGCCCCAGCUGCUCCAGCCCACAGGAUCCCACAGCUCUUAUCUGGUGCUCCGGGGCCAAACGCUGACUCUAGAGUGUAUCCCUGAGGGCCUACCGACUCCAGAAGUGCUGUGGGAACGGAUGGACAGCCCUCUCUCUUCCAGCCGUGUCAGGAUGCUGAAGUACGGCCGCUGGCUGCAGAUUGAGAGCGUGUCGGAGGCUGAUGAUGGCGAGUACGUCUGCACUGCCACAAACAGCCAGGGCUCCGUCACGCAUCACUACGCUGUCACAGUCGAGGCUGCUCCUUACUGGACCAAGUGGCCUGAGGACCACCUGUACGCCCCAGGAGAGACUGUGAGACUGCACUGUCAGGCUGAUGGGAUACCAACCCCAAAUGUCACAUGGAGUAUCAAUGGAGUUCCUAUCACAGGGACAGAUUUGGACACCAGACGGCAUGUGAGUUCUGGGACACUGAUCCUGACCAACGUUCAGUUCAGCGAUACAGCGAUUUAUCAGUGCGAGGCCACCAAUAAACACGGCAAUAUUCUGGUCAACACACAGGUCCAUGUUGCUGCGCUGCCUCCUCAGAUCCUGACGGCGGAUGGGCUGGUGUACACGGCCACCGCAGGGAAAACCGUCCUGCUGGAGUGCCGAACCUUCGGUUCCCCGCGACCUAAAGUGGACUGGGAGAUUUUAGGCAAAGGUCCAGCUCACGCUAAUGCUAGAAUGUCUACGAUGGCUGAUGGAAAUCUUCAGAUCAGUAACGUGAGUGAAGAGGACAGCGGCUUUUACACAUGCUCAGUGAGAAACAGCAACAGGAGCAUCAGUGCUCAGCUGGAGGUCUUGAACAGAACUAAGAUUGUGGAGCCUCCCCAGGAUCUACAGGUUGUACGCGGAAAUGAUGUUGUUUUACAGUGCAAAUUUACAGUGGACCACAAGUUAAAACAUCCCACAAUUCAGUGGAAGAAGGACGGACAUAAGAUCUCUGCAUCUUCUAAUGAUGACAAGUACACUGAAGAUCGCGAUGGAUCUCUGAAGGUCACCGAUGUUCAGAUGAAGGACACAGGAAUCUACAGCUGUGAGAUCAGCACUGAACUCGACUCAGACAGCGCCACUGGCUCAAUCACCGUACAGGAUAUACCUGGUCCUCCUCACACUCUGGAGCUGUCUGAAAAGAUGGACCGUAGUGUCACCCUAUCCUGGAUGCCAGGCGCUGAAAACAACAGUCCCAUAUCUGAGUAUAUUAUAGAGAUGAAAGAGGAGCAGUAUCAAGCAGGAUCUUCCCGGUGGGAGGAGUUUAAGAGAGUUCCUCAUGACAUCAAACACCUGGAGGUCCAUCUGCAGCCGUACAGCACAUACCACUUCCGGAUCAGUGCUGUUAAUGGCAUAGGACGCAGCGUGCCCAGUCCUCCCUCGGACUCGUACAGCACCCCAGCUGCUAAACCUGACAUGAACCCGGAGAAUGUGACGACUGUGUCUAUUGAUCCAAACAGUAUGGUCAUCACAUGGAAGGAACUGGAGCGACGGCAAUUUAAUGGACCUGGCUUUAAGUACAAGAUCUACUGGCGUCAAUCUUCAGACAGAGAUAUACACUGGAAGGAAAGCAGCGUCUCAAAUCCUCCGUUCAUCGUGAACGACACUGGGACCUUCAUCCCCUUUGAGAUUAAAGUUCAUGCAGCUAAUGAGCUUGGUGCUGGACCAGAACCAGUUGCAAAGAUCGGCUACUCAGGAGAAGACAUACCUCUGGAAGCUCCAUCAAAAGUAACAGUCGAUGAGCUGAACAAAACUGCAGUCAUCGUUAGAUGGAGUCCAGUCAGCCCGGAAUCUGUCCGUGGACACUUGUUGGGCUACAAGAUCCAUCUGAGAAGGAAGGGCCCCAGAACUCACAGCCGACGAAGCCCGGCAAUGCGAUCUCAUGCCGCGGACAAGAACAGAGUGAUUGAGGUUCCUGCACACAAAGUGGAGGAGGUCGUGAGCAACUUGCACUUAUACUCGAACUAUACUCUGACAGUGGCACCUUUCAACAGCAGAGGUGAAGGUCCACAUUCAAUGGAGUAUCACUUUAGCACUCCAGAAGGCGCUCCCGGACCAAUUUCAUCCUUGACCUUUGAGAGCCCGUCUGAGACAGAGGUCACUCUGCACUGGGAAGCUCCUCACAAUCCCAACGGAGUGAUCACAGGAUACCUGCUGCAGUACCAAGAGAUUGUGCCUGGAAGCUCGAGCCCACAGCCGGUGGAGUCCAUUGAUCUGCCCACUGUUACUGAGUUCACACUGAAGGGUCUGAAUCCUCAGAGCCACUACCUCUUCUACCUUAGAGCACGCAACGCCGCUGGCGAUGGGGAGCCUAUAAAAAGGCAGGGCGCCACCCUAUUGGAUGGAGAACCACCAUCUAUAAUCAACGUGACUGCUGGAGAAACAUCGGUCAACCUCAGUUGGGUGCCAGGAGACAGACACCGUAACUUUGCCUUUAGAUUCCGUUACAUCCAAAAAAGUGAUGGUGGUGAAUGGGAAGAGUCGGAGCAGGUCAACUCCACACAGGCCUUCUAUCAGCUGCAGGGACUGAAUCCAGGUGUUUGGUACCACCUUCAGAUAUUGCCCGGAAACAAUUCCUGGGCUUUCCAAACGAAUGGACCAGCACUGCUCGAGUUGCCCAGUAGCUUUGCAACUCAGGGCUGGUUCAUUGGACUUAUCAGCGCCUUGAUUCUGCUGCUGUUGGUGCUGCUCAUUCUGUGCUACAUCAAGAAGAGCAAAGGAGGGAAGUACUCAGUGAAAAAAAAAGAGGAUGGUCAGGGGGACACUGUGCCCCGACCAAUGAAAGAAGGAGAGUUUGGAGAGUACAGAUCUCUGGAGAGUAUUGAGAAGUGCUCCACCGGUCAGCCGUCUGUCUGCGAGAGCAAACGCAGCAGUAGCGACAGUCUAGCCGACUAUGGAGACAGUGUUGACAUCCAGUUCAACGAGGACGGCUCCUUCAUCGGCCAGUACAGCGGGCGCAGGGAUCCACGCACUCACACCGGUCACGACAGCUCAGGCGCCACGUCUCCCCUAAAUCCCAACAUGCCUCCACCCAGCAUCAGCUUCCCCACUUCUGUGACAGGAAUUCUGGGGCCAAAUUAACACUCGCACGUCCUUGACCAUUUAAAUGAGAGGCACUGAUGGUAUUAGACAGGAUAUUGAUUUCAGGACAGACAGUCAUUAUCAUAUGACACGAGAAACAUCAUCCGUACACAAACCAUUGGCUUCACACUCACAUAACGACACACAUGCAUCCGACAGACACCAAUAAAGUGCAGGACAAUUGCUUAUAACAUUCCAUCCGAGCACUGAAAACUGUUUACAACGCUCACCUCGCUUCUUCCUAGUUUACAGCAAGCGAUGUCUGAACUGGAAGGUGUUCCACUAAGUUCUCUUGCUGAAUUUCGGUAGAAUAACUUGUGAUAGACUACAGACACAGUCAGGGGAAUACAGCCGUUCGAGAGCUCAGAACAGAUUUAGGCCUUGUUCACAUGCCGCUCAAAUGCGACUAGUUUUGAAAAUGGGAUCUGUAGGAGUGACUUCCAGCACUGUCUUUUUCUGAAUCCGAUUGUGUAAAGAGCGUAGUUAAUAUUUACUCUAUCUACAGUGCAUCGGUUACUGUAGGAAGUAACGUAAUAACGUCUAGCAGAUGUCAGCACUGCAGCUUCUACUGUGCAACAAAAAAGAUAAUGUUGACAAGACACUCCGAUAUAUGAGACAGCUCACUAUUUAGUGAAAAGGUAAUCAGAAACAAGUGAAUUUGAUCACUUUUCCACACAAACAAAGAAUGAAAUUGAAUUUGACAGAUUUGAAUUGGCUUUGUAACAAGUACUGUUUAGUUUUUCACUGUUCAGGCUAAAGAUUUGAGUCAGAUGCAGCAAAACGAACAGAUUUCUGCCGCGUCUCUGAACAAUGCCUUAUGUAGACAACAUGAGCUAGAAUCACUGCGAUGUUCCUGUACGAUCACAGGCAACACGAGGCUGAAAAGAGAAAAUCCUUUGACAUUUCAUUAUGAUUUGAAGGCAUUCUUUUCCCAUUUGAGUUUAAAAAAUGUUAAAAUUUGUUAGUAUUUUUUGAGUUGUAUUCAUGUGUAUGUUCUUAUUUUUUGUACGAAAUACAUGCAUAUAUUUUAUUUCAUAGAGGCUAAUAUAUUUUGGUUUAUAUAUCAUCAUAUUAUUUAUUAUUUUUUUUAUCUUUACAUUUUUUUUUGUGUGUAAUUUUUGUAUCUUUACAUUUUUUAUUCAUGUUUUAUAAUACAGUAUGUGCGAAAAAUUAUUCUACCAUGUGUGUGUCUCUCUGUGUCUUAAUAAUCAAAGUUCAGGGCUUUUAAAUGUGUAUCAUAUUUGUAUUGUUGCCCAAGUGUGUUACCCAAGUAAGCUUUUUAAAUAAUGGUGUUUUUGAUGCAAUUUAUUAUGUUAAAUCCCUUUGAAGUACAUACAGCCGCUGCACUAAAGCCAAAUUUUGUGAUUUUGACACUAACAUAUUUUUAAACUUUGAAUUGAUUUCCUGCAGCAGAUAACAGCAUGAGAUGUAGUGCUAGGCUAGUUGAUGUAGUGUGAGGCUGUGCCUGCUGUUCUCCUGUAACGCUGAGGCUAAACCCAGUCGUGUUGCCUUACAGAGUUUGAUAACUCCCGUGCUUGAGUGUCUGUGACAUCAGUCUAUCAGCUUGCAAAUAAUAACACUCAAGCAGUGCAAAUUAUGUACAGUAAAUUAUUACUAACAAUAACAGUCAUACAAUAUAAUCUAUCACACAUUUGUCUAACGUCAUCAGUUUUGUGGGCAUUCUUUGAAAUAUAUGUAGUCGGGCUGUUCCUGUCUGCAUCUAGUGUAUUAAAGGAAAUGGCCUGAUGGGAGUGAGUUCAGCUUAUGAUAAAUAGACACAAAUCGAAGAUGUAGAAACGAACAUAUUGAUGGUUCAUAUUCUGAAUGUAAGUAAUCUUUUACAAUUAUCGUUUGGUAUGUUUUUACUUUUAAUAUCUUUAUUAUUGUUGUAUUUAUACCAUAUCCAUGGUCUCAUGCUCAAUUAUAGAUUUAGAGCAUUUUUCCCCCCAGUCUUAUUUAUUAUCACAAUUAAUCUGACCUUUAGGUUAGAAGCCAUUAGAAAACAGGUCAGAAGUACAAUGCAAUUUUUUAUUCUACUUUUUCUGAAUGACAAUAUUGUUGUGAAUAUGUAUGGAAUUAUCAUUAAGUGCAUUUGCUGGGAAGAGCAGUGACAAUGUCAUUAUGGGCUUACUAUAGUAUAAUGACAUCAUCACAAUGUCAGACCAUGGUACAUGUUACCAAUACUUAUUAAAUUUGAUUUCAUAGUAUUUUAUUGAUAUCGUUCUAGAGCAUUUUCUGGCUCUAUCCAAAGAGCAGAAACAUCUUCAGACUGUAAUUAUGGUUGAGUUCACUACUUAAUAACAUUAUUUGUAUUUUUUAACAUAUGCCUCUCAUACACCAUCCUGAAUUGUACUGAUCAAAGUCAUGCUGCGACCGCCUGGUUAAAAUCAGAAUAUUAGGAAUAUUUACAACAAAUGUAUGUAACCUGUGUACGCAUUAAAAUCUAUUUUCCUACGAAAAGAACGAGUAAAACGGGUGGAAGUGCAGUGCAUGGCUUUAUUUGAACAGCUGUAAAAGAGCUCAAGUGAACCCACACAGUGAGCACGUCACCAUCCUUCCCAGCUUUAUGGGAUAUCUUGAUAAUGUAUGUAACCUUCUCUUACCUCUGCCUUCUAUUUGUAAAUUUACGCACUAAAACAACAAUAAAAAGGUAGUCAGAGUGGUAUUUCAAACAAAAACUGCCUCUAUGUGUAAAAUCUAAACUCUGAUGAGAGAUAAGUCAUGCUGGACUGUAUCUGUAAUGUAGCGGGAAUAUAAUGAGUCAAGUAUGGAGCUUGUCAGCGAUGCUUCUUUAGCCCCUGUGCUGUAUGUAAAAAUACAAUAAAAUAAAAUUGAUUAUGCAGAAAAUAAUGUGUAACACGUUUU
This is a messenger RNA of Megalobrama amblycephala (Wuchang bream), 7013 nucleotides long. RefSeq names its product L1 cell adhesion molecule, paralog b (gene l1camb). Gene Ontology annotation, biological process: cell-cell adhesion; axon guidance. Gene Ontology annotation, cellular component: axon; plasma membrane. Gene Ontology annotation, molecular function: protein binding. Bases 327 to 4148 code for a protein of 1273 amino acids. The record is from RefSeq and is a predicted model, not a curated record. The transcript is spliced from 29 exons. NCBI's taxonomy places the organism in Eukaryota, Metazoa, Chordata, Actinopteri, Cypriniformes, Xenocyprididae.